AUGGUUGACAGUAAGGAGAGUUACAAAUUUGAUCUGGGAGUUGAAGGGUUAGAAGGAAUUUCAGUUAUUUCUUAAUUUUGAUGUUACUUUUGAUGCAUAUGUAGUUAUCAAUAAUUCUGACAUAAUUUUAAGACUUUUGGACAAAACUGUUUUAUUCAAGUUUAUUUUCCUAGCUUGCUUUAUAUGCAAGGUAAAUACCUUAACCCUUUAACUCCCAUGAGUGACCAAGAGAGAAUUUCUCCUUACAUUGAUCAAUAUAAAAUCAAGAAGACAAGUGAUGAGAACCAAGAAAAGUAUCAAUUAGGGGAUCAUUAGUUGAACCAAUAUCAAAUUCUCAGAAGCAACAUCAGAAGAAUUGUAUUGCAGACAGUUAGGAGAAUUACUAAUGAGAUCUUAGGAGUUAUUUGGGUUAAGGUAUUGUCACUUUUAGCACUGUCUUGUCCACUUAAAAUCCCAAAUGAUUCAAGGAUGGAAUUUUGUUGGGAAAGCCUUGGAGUUUAUCCCUGAUUGGCUCACUGAUUGUUAGACUUGUCAACAGAUUGAUUGAUUGGCAUACUGAUAACUGAUCAGCUUAUCAACUGAUAAUCAAAGUGAAAGACUGUCUACUGAAUAAAAGACUAACAAGGUGGUUGACUCGCUAAUCAUUGAGGAACAAAGAACCAAAUUAGUGACUGACUGACAGACUGACAGACUGACUGACUAAUUGACUGAUUGAUUGAUUGCAUCGCAUUACAUUGUCUCACUGUACAUGUAUUAAAAACUGUUGUUUUCUUGUAAAUAAGAUGUCAUCAGCAUGAUAAAAGCACUGGACCAAAAUUUAAAUGGUUAUCUUCAGGAUUAAUGCUUGUUUAACUUUACAAUCCAUUAUGGUUGGAUGAACUAGGUCAACAAAAGUGAUGUAAUCCAAAUUCUAGUUUCCUCAACUAUUUUCAGAUUUGUAGUUUGUCUUGCAAUAGUUUCUUUCCUCUUUGAAUAAGAAGUAUAUAUAGCUCUCAGGUAAUCAAUCAUCUCAUGAUGCCUUCCCCUCAAACCUUGUAGUGUUAUUUACUUUAAAACAUGUCAAAAUGAAUGGCAAUCUUGCUGCACACUACAUAGAGAUUAUACCGCCAGCUGACUGCCUGGAACAUCUCAACAAUUUGACAUCUUCAUUGCUUGCUUACAAUAAAUACGGGCUACAUGGUUUUGGAGCUUCUGUAAAAUAAACUUUAAGAUAAGUGCACAGUCAUACCAAUUGACUGAUUAUGACUGAAAUGCCAGAGCUGUUCAUGUGAGAUUGCAUGACUGGUUGACUUGCUGGCAAACUGAUGAUAAACUGAUUGUCAAACUAACCAGAUGCCAACCAUUGAAAAUCUGAAUUCUGCAGUUGUUUGAAUUUUAACUUUUCUAACUGGCUGAUUGUUUGACUUACUGACUGACUGACAGACUGACAGAUUGAUUGACUGAUUGACUCAGACUGACUGGACUUAUGGACUGACUCAGACUGACUGGCUGACUGACUUGCUGUCAUAUGGACUGACUGACAUGCAUCAUUGACUGAAGACUGUUGAUUGAUUGCUUGAUACAGAAGCUGUUAACUUUGUUUAGGAACUGUUCUCCACGAGAUAAAAAUUAGUACUUGGGUAGAAUUUCUAAAUAGUUGUCAAAAUUGUUUGCAUAAACUGUUGUGUGCUGUGUUCUCCUUUCUUUUGCGAAGUGUUAUAAAGUAAAAUCUGGAUCACAUUUGUGGAGAAUUACAGCUUUUUUCAACAGACAAAUUGACAGACUGGCUGAUAAUCUUCCUGACUUAUGACUGAUGGAUGUAUUUAAAGUUGUGUUACUAAAUGAUAAGUUUUUUUAGCUAUCUUUUUACACACAAAUUUUCCCAUCAUAUAUCCAAACACAAGGAAGGCAUUGAGGAAAAUGUUAAUUGAUCAAUUUUCUUUUUUCAGGAUUUAUGCCAACUGUGGACCAUGGGUUGACAUUUUAUUCUUAUUGAUGAUUGCUGUACUGGAAAUCCAGUUGUUUGCUUAAGUACACAAACAAAAUUCUGGUAUGAGGUAUGCUCUGUUUGAAGUUCACCUCAGAUGUAUAUUGUACAAUGCAACUUGCUUUGUUCAAUCAGCAAGCAGAGCACCCCCACUGGUAUUCAAAAUGGUGUCAGAAAUUCCUUAAUUGGUUGUUUAAAGGGUGAAUGAAGGUGGACCUAUCCAAUUUUCCUUUUUUCGUAAAUGAGAAGUUCCAAAUUGCUCCAAUGUAUUCCUAUGGCAGUAGUACAAUAAAUUUCUCUAAUGUCAUUUUUCUUGAACUAUAAUUAGAAUUUUAUCACACAAAGACAAGUGAAAGCAUAAUAAGCAUACAAAUGUGCUCAUAGUGAGGAAAAGAAACCUGAGGAUGAAGAGGCUUGCACAAUAAACUAGAUGGCAAAUGAAUUAAUAAUUAUUUUACCAAUCAAAAGGUGCCAAGAAUCUUUACAAUGCUUUAUUAAAUUAAACCUUCACAUAACCGUGUUUUGAUACAGAGACAAGAGCAAAACACUUUAAUUUAUCUUUUAGUGUCUUGAAAGAAUUUGUUCAUGAUUUUCUUGUUUCCUCUCCAGGAUAGAAAGAUGUUUUCCUUCUAGUCUCCCUUGGUCUCUGGUAGUGCAGCUAAUUUUAUGAGAUAAGUAUGUAAAUAUAUCAUAUGCAAAUAUUAAAUACUUUAAAAAAAAACCCGAAAAUGUUUGCUGAAGAAUUGGUAAUUAACAUAAAAAAGAAAGACAUGCCAAUUUCCUAAAGAAAUUGGCAUGUCUUAAUGGUUAAAUUGAUGAUAACUUUUGGCAAACGAGGUGACUGAAAGCUGACCUGCUUAAGAUUCUGUUUCACCCCACACAACUCUUCCAUAGUUUUGAUCUGUGAUGCUAGGACUUAGUCCUCAAAAAAGCGGAAACAAGCAUUUCGGAAACUGGACUGUCUUUAUGCGCUGAUCAGGUUUUUGACUUUGUACAAGAGAUGGGUGACUAA
Pocillopora meandrina is the source of this 2978-nucleotide messenger RNA. The record is from the annotation of a GenBank genome assembly. NCBI's taxonomy places the organism in Eukaryota, Metazoa, Cnidaria, Anthozoa, Scleractinia, Pocilloporidae.